Molecule: messenger RNA, 930 nt
Organism: Diatraea saccharalis (sugarcane borer)
Lineage: Eukaryota; Metazoa; Arthropoda; Insecta; Lepidoptera; Crambidae
Source: the annotation of a GenBank genome assembly
AAAUAUCGAUAUCAAAUACUUGGUGUCAAAAGAGUUUACUUUAUUAUCCCUUUAUCUCUACCCUACUCUUUGCUGUCAAAUACAGCGCAAUGCUGAAGGGUGUAAAAAAUGUUUCUUCUUUCGGGAAAAUAAAAUUCCCUGAGAGAUUUAAAGGUACUAUAGUAGAAAAAUGGGCUAAUUACUGGAAAAACUUAUUGAUCGAUUAUCGUCAAAUGCUACAAGACUUAAGGACUGAUAUUCAAGAUGAACCUGUCAAAGCUAUCAAAUGGACUGUUGGUUUGGUUUCAAUAAUCACAUUGGCGUGUAAUAACCCAAAUGAAAUCGAUUUUAAAGAUAAUUUAAAGAGGAUAGACAACGAAGUACUUUUAGUCAGUGAACAAUGUCGAAACCGAAAAGCUAUAGAACACUUAAAUUUCUUAGAUUCAUGUUAUAAUGAAGAAGUGAUACACUACAGAAAUAUGGGCAUUGCUUCGAUAAUGUAUGUUUCAGCCUUAAACGAUAGAUGCGAUUUGUAUAAAGCCCAGUGCCCAUAUUUGAGGCCUUCAUUUCUCAGUUUUCCAUCAAGAAUAGUUGAUAUAGGCAUUAUGGGAAGAUGGUGGAAUAUCUAUAUAAAGACUAACAACUAUGAUAUUAACUUCUAGUUAAUACAUAGUGGAAAGUCGUGAUAUUUGUUCUUUAGAUAAAAUUUUAACAAAAAUUAUUUAAUUUGAAAUAAAAUUAAGCUAUCAAGUAUAUUUUUUUACUCAUUUCCUAGUAGUACCUACUACAACCUUGAGGCUGACUUUCUGCUUUUUUUUUUUAGGAUUUUCUUUGAUUGUGUUGAAAUUCAUACAGUAAAUAGUUUAUAUUUUUUUGGUUUGGAUUGAAUAUAACUCUUAGAAGAAAAGAAGUUAAUUUUACUGGUAGUCUGCCGUGUAUAAGUGACUGUAG